Molecule: messenger RNA, 1610 nt
Organism: Dendrobium catenatum
Lineage: Eukaryota; Viridiplantae; Streptophyta; Magnoliopsida; Asparagales; Orchidaceae
Product: cytokinin hydroxylase
Exons: 4
Coding region: 1-1596 (531 amino acids)
Molecular function (GO): heme binding; monooxygenase activity; oxidoreductase activity, acting on paired donors, with incorporation or reduction of molecular oxygen
Source: RefSeq, a predicted model, not a curated record
AUGGAGGUUUUCUCUGAAUCCACCAUUAAUCAGGCUCUUUGCCUGGGAUUAAGAUUUCUUCUUCUCUUCUUCCUCUCUUUCUUCUUCAGCAGAAUAUUCUCACUCUUUUGGUUAUCGCCGGUCGCCGUGAGGCGACAGCUUCGCCGUAGCGGCUUCGACGGCCCCCCCCCUACCUUCCCUUUGGGAAAUCUCACGGAAAUGUAUAAGAAAGUGGAUGCUGAAAUAGAACAACCUGUUGCUUGCAUUAGCCACAACAUUCACUCUACAGUCUUCCCUUACUUUGCUAGAUGGAGGAAAACAUACGGGAAGGUGUUUAUAUAUUGGUUGGGGACAGAGCCAUUUUUGUACAUUUCAGAUCCUGAGUUCCUCAAGAAAGUGAGUUCAGGAGGAUUGGGAAAGAAAUGGGGAAAGCCUAAUGUGUUCAAGAAUGACAGAAAGCCAAUGUUUGGGAACGGUUUGAUAAUGGCUGAUGGUGAUGAUUGGACCCAUAAUCGUCAUAUUAUCGCACCAGCAUUCUCCACAACCAAUCUAAAUGCAAUGUUUGGCAUGAUGGUGGAUUCCACCACAACCAUGUUGGAUGGAUGGCGCAAAUUCAUGUCCAUGGGGAUCCAUGAGAUGGAUGUUGAGAAAGACAUUACUAGAAACGCAGCUGAGAUAAUAGCUAAAACAAGCUUUGGCAUAAGCGAAGAGAAUGGUAAGAAGGUAUUUGAGAAGCUACAAUCCAUGCAAUCAAUGCUAUUCAAAUCAAACAGGUUUGUUGGAGUUCCCUUCAGCAAGAUUCUAUCUCCCAAGAAAUCUUAUGAGGCUUGGAUACUUGGUAAGGAGAUCGAUGAGCUUCUACUACAAAUUAUAAACUCCAGGAUGGAGAAGAACUCGGAGAGCAGUAAUGGAGGGCAGGAUCUGCUUGGUCUUCUUCUAGCUAGAAACGAUUACAAGAAGAUGAAGAGGACUGAGAGGAAGCUAAGUAGUAGAGUGCUUGUUGAUGAGUGUAAGACUUUCUUCUUUGGUGGGCAUGAGACGACUGCAUUAGCUCUCACAUGGACUCUUCUGUUGCUGGGUCUUUAUCCAGAGUGGCAAAAGGCUCUUAGGGAGGAGAUUAAGGAGGUUUCAGGAGGAGAACCACUCAACUCUAACAUGCUUGCAAAGUUAACUAAGAUGGGAUGGGUGUGGAAUGAGAUUCUUCGACUAUAUUCGCCGGCACCGAACGUGCAAAGACAAGCAAAAGAAAAGGUUGUUGUCGGAGAAGUCACCAUACCAAAGGGGACCAAUAUGUGGAUUGAUGUAGUUGGGAUGCAUCAUGAUCCAACGCUUUGGGGUGAUGAUGUAAAUGAGUUCAAACCAGAGAGGUUCAAAGAUAGCAUCAAUGGAGGAUGCAAACAUAGAAUGGGGUUUAUGCCUUUUGGAUUUGGAGGAAGAAUUUGCAUAGGAAGAAACUUGACUUUGAUGGAAUAUAAGAUUGUUUUGAGUCUUAUUCUUUGCAAAUUUUCUAUAUCCAUCUCACCAACUUAUGUUCACUCACCAGAGAUUAUGUUGUCAUUGAGACCAUCUCAAGGAGUUCCAUUGAUUCUUCAUCCUUUAGAAUGGUCAGAAGUUUGAGAUUAAGGUUUCGU